AUGUUCUUGUCCGUGAUAUUUUGGCUUGCUACAUUGUAUUCUUUGUUUCUAUCACAGCUAGAUACUUUGUUUGCCUCUUUUCAUCUUUUGCUUGCCGCCUUUCGAUUCUCCUUUGCUCGUCUUCGUUCUCUUCUCCUUUGCUCGUCUUUUUUUCUUUUCUCCUUUGUUCGUCUUCGUUUUCUUCUCUUUUGCUCGUCUUCGUUUUCUUCUCCAUUGAUUGUCUUCGUUUUCUUCUCCUUUGCUCGUCUUUUUUCCUUUUCUCCUUUGUUCGUCUUUUUUCCUUUUCUCCUUUGUUCGUCUUUUUUCCUUUUCUCCUUUGCUCGUCAUUUUUCUUUUCUCCUUUGCUCGUCUUUUUUUCUUUUCUCCUUUGCUCGUCUUCUUUCUUUUCUCUUUUGCCCGCCGCCUUUCAUUUCGUCUUUCGUUACUUUUUUCCUUUCUUAUUUCCCUUGUUUUGUUCUUUUCCCUUGUUUUUUCCUUUUCCUUGUUUUUUUUUUCCUGUUCAUUGUUUUUUUCCUUUUCCUUGUUCUUUGUUCUUUGCCUUGUCAUUUCUUUCCUCCUUUCGUCUUUCUUUCCUUUUUCUUUUUUUUUUUUGUAUUCGGUUUUUAUUUAAAUAACGUUUACCCCCCCUCUCUCUCUCAAUUACUAGAAUUUAUUAUUUUUUUAAUUUCCCAUUCUCCUUUACGUCAUUUCUUCAAACCUUCUCCUUUCGCACCAUGCUCCUUUCUUUUUUCUUUCGUCCGUUUUUCUCUUUUAUUCUUUCCUCCUCCUUGCCACUUUCAGAGGAAUUUUGUGGCCUUUUCUCUUUCUUUCUCUUUUUCUCUUUGUUUUUUUCUCUUUUUCUCUUUGUUUUUUUCUCUUUUUCUCUUUGUUUUUUUCUCUUUUUCUCUUUUUUUUUCUCUUUUUCUCAUUCUUUUUUCUCUCUUUUUCUCUUUCUUUUUUUCUCUUUUUCUCAUUCUUUCUCUUUCUUUCUUUCUCUUUUUCUCUUUCUUUCUUUCUUUCCUUCUUUCUUUUUCUUUUUCUCUCUCUUUCUUCUCUUUUCUUUCUUUUUCUUUUUAUUUCUCGUUUUCUUUCUUUUUCUCUUUUUCUCUCUAA
This is a messenger RNA of Acanthosepion pharaonis, 1092 nucleotides long. The record is from the annotation of a GenBank genome assembly. Lineage: Eukaryota; Metazoa; Mollusca; Cephalopoda; Sepiida; Sepiidae.